AUGCCGGCCGGCGGCCACAAAGGAAAACAAAAGAAAAAGAGGAUGCUAUGCUGUAACUGGAACUUUAGCAGAGGAUCCUUAAUCAUCUUCAACCCUGCUCCUGCAUCAUUUCCCAUUCAAUCGAUCAUCAAUAGCAAGAAAAAUUCAAUAAAAUUAAUCUCAAAACAAGAAAUUAUACGCUCCUCGUAUUCUUCUUCGCCAGCGAAUUCCUCAACUAGAUCGAAAAUUGCAAUGGAAGCUGUCAUUAAACCCCCAAAACGUACAUUCGAAUUCCUUACAAAGAAGCCUUACGUGCCACCUUCAUGGGCAUCCCACCUCAAUCCUAUUCCCUCUCAUGUCUUUUCGCUUGGGCAUUUUCCGACUCCAAUUCACAAGUGGAACCUUCCUAAUUUGCCCAAGGGGACAGAGGUUUAUAUCAAGCGUGAUGAUCUUUCAGGAAUGCAAUUGAGUGGUAACAAGGUCAGGAAACUUGAAUUCUUGUUGGCAGAUGCCGUGGCACAGGGGGCAGAUUGCAUCAUAACUAUUGGAGGGAUACAAAGCAAUCACUGCCGGGCCACAGCCGUGGCAGCAAAAUAUUUGAACCUUGACUGUUAUCUUAUCCUACGUACUUCAAAGGUUCUUGUGGACAAAGAUCCUGGAUUAACUGGAAAUCUCUUGGUUGAGCGAUUGGUUGGAGCACAUAUUGACCUUGUUUCAAAGGAAGAAUAUGCAAAAGUUGGAAGUGUAGCUCUUACUGACAUAUUGAAAGCAAAAUUGUUAAAUGAAGGGAGAAAGCCGUACGUCAUUCCUGUAGGUGGGUCCAAUUCUUUAGGAACCUGGGGCUAUAUUGAAGCUAUUAGGGAGAUUGAAGAACAGCUUCAGGAUGCUAAAGAUGGAGUAGUAUUUGAUGACAUUGUUGUAGCAUGCGGCAGUGGGGGUACAAUUGCUGGUUUGUCUGUAGGAUCUUGGCUGAGUGAUCUGAAAGCUAAAGUUCAUGCCUACUGUGUCUGUGAUGACCCUGAGUACUUCUACGAGUAUGCCCAAGGCCUACUUGAUGGCCUUCAAGCAGGCGUUAGUUCACGUACUAUAGUUACCAUCCAAAAUGCCAAAGGUCUUGGAUAUGCAAUGAAUACAACUGAGGAGCUAAAAUUUGUCCAGGAAAUUGCUGAAGCUUCUGGUGUGGUUCUUGACCCAGUCUACAGUGGAAAAGCGGCUUAUGGGAUGAUUAGAGACAUGGCUGAGAAUCCAAAGAAUUGGGAAGGAAGAAGAAUCCUCUUCAUUCAUACCGGUGGUCUAUUGGGAUUGUUCGACAAAACUCAGGAGCUAGCCCCCUUGGUUAGCAACUGGCGUAAAAUGGAUGUACAUGAAUCCAUCCCGCGCAAGGAGGGCACUGGGAAAAUGUUCUGA
Messenger RNA from Fraxinus pennsylvanica, 1386 nucleotides. The record is from the annotation of a GenBank genome assembly. NCBI's taxonomy places the organism in Eukaryota, Viridiplantae, Streptophyta, Magnoliopsida, Lamiales, Oleaceae.